AUGGCGGUGGACGAGCUACCCGAAGCUACCCAAAGAGAAGCCGAACUGCAGAGGCAAAUCGAUGGCCUGCAAAGUCAAAUCCGCCCCAUACCGACUCUGGAGACACCCAACUCCGGAACGGAUGCGAAUCUCCCACCUACGGCGUCGGGAAGAGACGUAUCAACGCCCGAAAAGGCUAAGGAUGCUCAGACCUAUGAUGUGGAAGACAGCGAAUCUGAGCCGGAACCCGAUAAGGAAGCGCCUGAUGGAGCAACGAAAGUGGAGUCUCCUAUGGUCGCUUACCUGGAACAGAUGUUCUCCAAGAGGCUUGAUGCCAUGCAGUCCAUGGUAGAGAGGCUCCCAGAAGUAGCUCCCCCCAUCCGGAAGAGAAACUCCGACUCUUAUGCCGAUAAUCCUUUCACGGAUGAGAUCACCUUGAUCGAGAUGCCAGGGAAGUUCUCCUUCCCCAGCAUAAAGGCGUAUGACGGCACCACUGAUCCGGAUGACCACGUCACCCAAUGCAGACAAAGGAUGCUCACCGAAGCACUCCCAAAGGAGUCACGCAAAGCUACCAUGUGCAAAGGGUCCGGGUCCACCCUGACCGGACCCGCUCUGCAAUGGUACAUAAUCCUACCCUCCAGGUCCAUAGCCUCCUUCGCGGUUCUCAGCGAUAAAUUCGUGGAACAAUUCGCCAGCAGCAGGGACCUGGAGAAAACCUCUGAUGGCCUCUACGAAAUCCUCCAGCACCGGGCGGAACCCCUACGAGGCUACAUAACCCGCUUCAAUCAUGAGAAGGUGGCUAUUCCCGAAUGCAGCAUCCCCACUGCUAUCUCCGCCUUCAAGAGAGGCCUGCUCCCCGAUGGGGACCUCUAUAAGGAGUUAACCAAAUACCAGUGCAAACCAUGGAAGACGUCCUAUCUCGAGCCUGGGCGCAGAUACCAGAACCGGCCGAUCGAGAAGGCAGAAGGGAUGACAAUGUCCACGUGGCCUGACCUCUCUCACCUCUUCGUCUCAAAUCCGGAGCUGAUGAAUGUUUUGAGGCAUAUGGGCCAACAGGUCAAGUGGCCUCAGAAGAUGAAAGCACCCGACUCUUUCCGGAACCCUGGUUUCUAA
Messenger RNA from Brassica napus (rape), 1092 nucleotides. RefSeq lists its product as uncharacterized. The record is from RefSeq and is a predicted model, not a curated record. NCBI's taxonomy places the organism in Eukaryota, Viridiplantae, Streptophyta, Magnoliopsida, Brassicales, Brassicaceae. The transcript is spliced from 3 exons. The coding region runs from base 1 to 1092 and encodes 363 amino acids.